GGCCUGAGACUUCGGGGGCUGGCAUCCUCCAAACUGUAUCAACGCCGGCAGGAUCGGCUAAGUGGCACAGGGUCACUCCUGAGCAACAGGACAGAUACAGCAGCUGGGAUACAUGGUAAUAUGUCUGAUGCUCUUGCAAAUGCAGUGUGUGAACGCUGCCAGACUCGGUUUGAUCCUGCAGAGAGGAUUGUGAACAGCAAUGGGGAGCUCUAUCAUGAAAACUGCUUCGUCUGCGCUCAGUGUUUUCGUCAGUUCCCAGAUGGACUUUUUUAUGAGUUUGAAGGUCGGAAGUACUGUGAGCAUGACUUUCAGAUGCUGUUUGCUCCUUGCUGCGGGGAAUGUGGUGAGUUCAUUAUUGGGCGUGUUAUCAAGGCAAUGAACAAUAACUGGCACCCAGAAUGUUUCCGCUGUGAGCUCUGUGAUGUAGCACUUGCUGACCUGGGUUUUGUGAAGAAUGCUGGCAGGCAUCUGUGCAGGCCAUGCCAUAACCGUGAAAAAGCUAAAGGACUGGGCAAGUACAUCUGUCAGAAGUGCCACUUGAUAAUUGAUGAGCAACCUCUGAUGUUUAGGAAUGAUUCCUACCAUCCGGAUCACUUCAACUGCACCCACUGUGGGAAGGAGCUAACUGCUGAGGCCCGGGAACUGAAGGGAGAACUGUAUUGCCUACCCUGCCACGACAAGAUGGGUAUCCCCAUCUGUGGAGCCUGCCGCAGGCCCAUUGAGGGACGAGUUGUCAAUGCUCUGGGAAAGCAGUGGCAUGUUGAGCAUUUUGUUUGUGCCAAAUGUGAAAAGCCAUUCUUGGGGCACCGACACUAUGAGAAAAAAGGACUGGCUUAUUGUGAAACUCACUAUAACCAGCUCUUUGGAGAUGUCUGCUACAACUGCAGCCACGUGAUAGAGGGAGAUGUGGUAUCAGCUCUUAACAAGGCCUGGUGUGUGAAUUGCUUCUCCUGCUCCACCUGCAACAUCAAGCUUACACUGAAGAAUAAGUUUGUGGAGUUUGACAUGAAGCCUGUAUGCAAGAAGUGCUAUGAGAAAUUCCCUCUAGAGCUGAAGAAACGCCUGAAGAAGUUGUCAGAGCUGGCAUCCAAGAAGGCGCAUCCCAAAGCUCUGGAUUUAAACUCUGCUUAAACAGGCAAAUAUUCUGAAAGCUGUCACUCUUUGCUACAUGCAAAAUGUUCUGGUCUUUCUCCAGAUUCCUACUGAGCAUAUAUGGAUGUUGUACAGUCCUUCUGGUUUGCAGGUUUACUGGGAAAACCCAGGAGCCAAUAGUUACAGCAUCUGCACUGCCUGCUUGUCUGGCUUAGGUCCAAUGUUAAGACAACUGAAGAAGUUUGUUUUACUGCUUCUCUGUUCAGUACUAAGGCGAUUUCAAUUGUCAAGGCCAUGUCAGCCUCUUCAGAAUAGUUGGGCUUUCCUUAAGGAGGAGGUGGCUAUGGGAAACAAAAGAUUUUGUUAGAAACUGACACUUUAAUUUUCUCAGUUUGUUCUCUACUACUACAUGGAUACUAGAGCUUCUAGUGGUCAGUGCAAAGCACGUCCUGUCCACUGGCAUAGCUGACAUUUCUUGAGGCAAUGUGGCUGGACCCUUCGUUAUUCUUUUGCAUGAUGAAAUCAAAUUUGUAAUAUGGGACCACUUUAAGCACUUCAGUUUCCCCACCCUUCUUGCUUUAUUUGAAAGAUGAGUAUAUGCUUCUUGGUCACGCUUCAGAAAGCCCAAUUACAUGAAGGGAUUUCUAAUAUUUAGUUUGUAGCAGACAUGGUUUUAUGCAGAAAAAAAAACAGGAAGUACUUUUCUUAAAAUUUUGAUCCAAAUAAGACUUUCCUAUCACAUUUCUUCUUAAGACCUGAGUUUAUUUCAAGAGAGGACCUCAGACAUGAAUCUGUACAUCUUAAGUGUAUAGUUCUGCUCUAUGUUUUUGGCUACCACUGGUGAAGUUUCACUGGUCCUACUGUCUCUGCUAGUACAACCCAAGGUGCUGAGAAAUUUACUGGUUUUGAACAUUCUCAGUAUUUCUUCAGGGGUGAGCCAUCAGCAGUGCUCUUCCUGAGUCCACCUGUAUGUUGCAUAAUCACGGUGAGCUUCUGAGACCUCUGGAGGUUUCCCCCAUAGUUUCAUGUGCUGAACUAAGCUCAGCAGUGUGAAAAUCACUUUCUCUGAAUAGUUGGUGACUAUGCCUACCCUUUUGCAAGGUGGACAGGAUGAAAAUCACUGGAGGACAGCUGUCCCUUGCAUGAUUUAAGUCAUCCAAAAAGUGGCUAGUUUAGUAGGUCAAAUGAACACAGCAGUUGGGCCUAGACACCACACUGCAGCCCCAGGUGAAUUAGCUACCAAGAAGUUAAAGCUUCCUCACUUCUUGUAUGUGUGAGCAGCUACUGGACUGGGGCAAUAAUCUACCUUAAAAUUGUCCUUGCUGCCAUCACACUCUGCUCAGAAUAGUUCUAAAUGGGAUAACAGCUAAAGCAUUGAUAGCUGUUAACAUGCUUGCUGUAGCUACUACCCGUGAAACUGCACCAGUGGUGUCACAGCAGCAGUCCUGGUUAACUGUGUGCAGAUAAGAAUCCCACAUGCAAGACCAUCUCUUAGAUACUUACUGGCUUUGCUAAUUGAAUUUCCUUCAGCUGUUUUGCUUUUUGUUGCUAUAAGUUACCAUAAACGUUUAGCUGGGGUAUACUGCAUCCACUAAUAACACUGAUGAGGGGAUAGGCCUAAUUUUAACAGUAGAACUCUUCUGUCCUCUUCUGACCAAUAUGCACUGUAGAUUAUAAUAGUAGUAGCUGGUUUUGUCACUGCUUUAGGAGAACAUGUGGCUAGUUACUGUUACCUCACUAGCCUUUUAGUUAAGGGCACAAAAAGCAGCAUGUCUUUUGGUGCAGUAGUAUGUGGCCACCGCAAAGACCAGUUUUGUAAGCCUAUUUGGCUUUUUUUUUUCACAGCAUAAAACACAAGAACUACUGAUCUAGGUGCAGUUCAGUAUGUUAUGCAGAUUCUUCUCAGCAUAAGCAUUCAGGUCAGUUCCUAUAAUCUUAGUCACAGGCCAUGUCUAAUGCUAAAUCUGAGCAGCUCUGUAUCUUCAGCCUCCAGGGAAGAUGGUAGAGGAACACACAGCCGCAUAGCUACUGGUGAAUAUGGAAAGGCUAUGUAACUAGCAGGCAAUAGGUAAUGUUCUUUCAGUGGCCACUCUCAAAUUCAGCAAUGGAAAAUGCUUGUAGGUAGAGGUGAAUGGAAUUACUUUUGUAAUGCACAUAGAGAUUUAGUGUGUGCUCUCACUUGGUCUCACAUUAGAAAUUCAGUAGACGUAGUAAGCUUCAGUGUUCAAAGGACAGUUGAUUCAUUCUCUUUGAUAAGCUUUUCAGUUAUCUAGGAUUUUGAUUAUGUUCUUAUCUUCAGAGUAUUUCCCAAAAUUAGGGAGGGGAAAAAUCAUCAUAAUCCCUGAUUUCUGUAUUAGCAGAGGGUGAUGUUCUCUCAGUAUCUCUUAAAUUACUAAUUUUUCACAAUUGUUUUUCUUAUACUCCUGCUGCCCAUAAUCUGCAACGUGCAGAGUUACAGUGGUGAAUAUUACUGACAUACCUUUUGUGGGACAGUGGAAUUGAAGGAAUAGGAGAAAUAGCUAUAGUUUAAAUAAAUUAAUCUUCCUCUACUUCUUUGAGUCCACUUCUUAAAAACUAAAUAGAACAUAAUGCAGACUUACGAAUUCUCCUUAGUGUGUUGAUAGGCUGACAGGCUGGGGUUUGGGUUUUUUUUUUUUUUUUAAAUAAAGUCAAGAUCUCAGUCAGAAAUAAGCUGCAUGUAUUUUUCCAUUGCUGUAAAUAGACAUGCUGGCCAAAUUUGUCCUAGGUAUCACACCACUGGAGAGUAUAGAUUUAUAUCAAGGUUGAACUUGGCUCAGAAGUCUACACUUACUAAAAGCUGUUGUCUCAUUACAUUUAUAGUUUACACUCAUAUUUAUACAUACUGAAUUAAAAUCACUAAUAUUCACUGAGUACACUUGAAAAUGGUUUUGCUUUUAGAAACCACAGUAUGUGAAGCUUGUUUGUAUUCAAAGGGUAUGUUAAUCACUUGCAAUCUUUAUGGCAACUUAAUCUGCUCUCUAGGGUUUGCAUCCUGAUCUUUAUUUUUAUAGCAGUCUGUGCAAUGUAGGCAAAUAUUGUUCAAAUAUUGUACUCUCUGUACAGAAUUACAGAGAGUUUCUAGAUGUUGCGUGUUUUGUAUUAGAUGAUGUGACUGAUGCUUUUUUAAAAAGUUCUUGGAUGGUAAAGGAAUAGAUUGCAGGCAAACAUGUAAUAAAUGUGGUUGUACUAGUCUGUAAAGCACUGUUAAGUGCUGAGGAUGGUAUAAACUGAGUAAGAAUUAGCAGCUACUUGCCUUGGGUCAGGCCUUGAUGAGCAGUGUAGGUUCUGCACCAUGUAGAGCUCUCAUUUUAUCACACAUUGUUGUCUAACCAAAACAUAUGAUUGUGGAUUGAAAUGUUGUAAUACUGUACCUUUUUAUGUUCCUGUAAUAAAGUUAACUAAUACAUUUUAAAUAUUCACACAAAAAAUAAAUGUAAAAGAGUUGUAUAUUGUACAGUAAAAAAAAAAAAAACCCAAACAUUUGCAGUGCUGAGCCAGAGAGUAUUAUGCACUCUGAGGAACUCUGGGGAUUGCCCAAAAUCUGAUGCACUGUCGUGAUGAAUUCGUGUUUUGGAUCUGUGCUGCUUCUGUGGUGAUGUGUUGGUUGACGAGGAUGUGCAGAAAGGGGUAUCCUCCUUUUAGAGGCUGUGCUGUACAAAUUGUGUUGUGUA
This is a messenger RNA of Egretta garzetta (little egret), 4784 nucleotides long. It is a transcript of the gene LIMS2, whose product is annotated as LIM zinc finger domain containing 2. The record is from RefSeq and is a predicted model, not a curated record. Gene Ontology annotation, cellular component: focal adhesion; cell-cell junction; cytoplasm. The transcript is spliced from 11 exons. Lineage: Eukaryota; Metazoa; Chordata; Aves; Pelecaniformes; Ardeidae. Bases 121 to 1131 code for a protein of 336 amino acids. Gene Ontology annotation, biological process: cell-cell junction organization; positive regulation of substrate adhesion-dependent cell spreading; positive regulation of integrin-mediated signaling pathway.